Messenger RNA from Brassica oleracea var. oleracea, 2085 nucleotides. RefSeq lists its product as uncharacterized. The transcript has 6 exons. Bases 150 to 1892 code for a protein of 580 amino acids. NCBI's taxonomy places the organism in Eukaryota, Viridiplantae, Streptophyta, Magnoliopsida, Brassicales, Brassicaceae. The record is from RefSeq and is a predicted model, not a curated record. Gene Ontology annotation, biological process: protein transport.
CUGAUAAAAACGCAACGUUUUAUAAAUACGAUUAUAUAUAUUCCUGGAAAAAAAGAGAAGCAAAGAUCUUUGUAAUCUGCUUCGUUUAUUUGCCGUGUACCGACGAUUUGCGAUCGAUCUGUACUGAUUAUCGUGACAAGUGAUUGAUUAUGUCGAUGCUCGAUUCGUUCUUCAAUAAAGGUUUCAAAGCUGCAAAAUGCAAAACGUUGCUGAAGUUAACGAUCCCUCGGAUAAAGCUAAUCAGGAACCGAAGAGAAGCACAGAUUAAGCAAAUGCGCCGCGAAAUCGCUAAGCUUCUCGAGACUGGUCAAGAAGCCACUGCUCGAAUUCGUGUUGAGCAUAUUAUAAGGGAAGAGAAGAUGUUGGCUGCUCAAGAGAUCAUAGAGCUCUUCUGUGAGCUCAUUGCUGUUCGCCUCCCAAUUAUUGAGGCUCAAAGGGAAUGUCCUCUAGAUCUAAAAGAAGCAAUCUCAAGUGUAUGUUUUGCUGCGCCAAGGUGCUCUGAUUUGACAGAGCUGCAGCAGGUUCAGCUACUAUUCUUUUCCAAAUACGGCAAGGAGUUCGUCGCAGCUGCAUCUGAGCUGAAGCCUGAUUCUGGUGUCAAUCGUAAGUUGGUGGAGUUGCUGUCUGUGCGUGCACCUUCCCCAGAAACCAAGCUGAAACUUCUCAAGGAAAUUGCACAAGAACAUCAACUUGAUUGGGACCCUGCUUCUACUGAAACUGAUCUCUUCAAAUCGCAUGAGGAUCUCCUUGAUGGACCAAAGCAAUUUGGUGGAGGCUCUAAGGUCCCAUUAAAGGAGGAACAAGAUAAAGGGUCACAUUUGACAAUGCUAUCUCUUUCACGUCCAGAGGAACAAAGACAAUCUGAUUCUGAUUCAGAGUAUGAAGAAUUAGACUUUCCCGAGGUUCCAAAUGUCUUGCUGCGGCCCACUCCUGCCGCUACCCCUGAAAGUGCAGCGAAACCUGCCGCCACUUGUGAACACACCUCUCUCGACUUGCCCUUUGAUUCAGAGAGUGCAGGAGAGGAUAAUCUGGCUUCCAAAAGAGAUGAACAUACUGCAAAAGCAAGCAGCACUGUCGUCGAAGGCCAGACGGAAUCUGAUCCCGUGAAACAGAACAGUUAUUCUCCACCACCUGUUGGUGUAGUAGGAUCCUUCUCUACAAACGAGAGUGAUGCUCCAAAGAAAAUAUCGGAUUUGGACUUGCAGGAUGUCCUAACGGCUGCUCAAGCUGCUGCUGAUUCAGCAGAACGUGCGGCAGCAGCUGCCCGUUCAGCUGCAAGUCUUGCACAGCUCAGAAUCAACGAGCUCACGAAGAAGACGCCUGAACAGUCUCCUGAGAGCCUGAUUGAGAACCCUUUCUAUUCAAGCCCACCACAACAGACAAUGGAAAAGGCGCAAUUUGAUCAUCAGAAUUCUUCGGUCAGCAGCUACGGAGAUCACACUGAGUUCCAAAAGGAAGAGUCUUCAUCACUUUUCAGCCACCAAACAGAGAGACUCCCCUCAAUGGAAAAACCACAAUUUGAUCACCAAAACUCACCUGCCAGCAGCUAUGGAGAUCUUACUGAUUUCCAACUAGGUGACUAUUCAUCACCUUUUAACCAUGACCGAAACAACCACCACCAAGCAGGGAGACUCCCUUCAUUUGAAAAAACUCGUUUUGAUCAUCUGAAUUCAUCAGUCAGCAGCUAUGGCGAUGUUACAGAGCUCCAGAGACCCGAGAACUCGUCAUUUGACAGACUCACCCCUGGCCAGGACCACCAGCAAAUGAGACUACCUUCGAGGGAAGAUGAUCCAUAUUACUCAUACCCUAAUCUGUUCACAUCGCAGAAUCUUGACCGCUCACCCGGCUCUCGUUCAUUUUCGGACACUUCAAAACCUGCCCAUGAUUCUUGACUCUAGCCUGCAAAUGCUUGGUGUUUAUUUACAUUUAUGAUGUUCCUUAUCUUGUGGAACAAAGACCUAAAAACGCUUUUCAAACGCUGCUCUUCCUUCCUCUUUUCUUUUUGUUUGUGUGGAGAAUUUGUAUUAUGUAUAGAAACUUGGUGUGAUUGAUUACGUUUAAAUAAAGGCCUUUGUUUGCUCAAGA